Salvelinus sp. IW2-2015 is the source of this 5626-nucleotide messenger RNA. RefSeq names its product insulin receptor substrate 2. Gene Ontology annotation, cellular component: cytosol; plasma membrane. The record is from RefSeq and is a predicted model, not a curated record. NCBI's taxonomy places the organism in Eukaryota, Metazoa, Chordata, Actinopteri, Salmoniformes, Salmonidae. Gene Ontology annotation, biological process: insulin receptor signaling pathway. Gene Ontology annotation, molecular function: insulin receptor binding; phosphatidylinositol 3-kinase binding.
UCGUUACAAUGUAGCGGAUGGAGGCGUUAAUUGGCUAUUUUGAUACAUUUACCCUACGUUACAGUGAUAUCUGCUGUACUAUAUGUACAUGGAAAGGAAAAACGGGUAAUAUAGUAGGCGGGUUUAAAAGAACGAGAAAGGAAGGGUAUGGCUGCUGAGUCGGGUCCCGUUUACCAGCUGUUCGUUCAUUCCACCAAUGAGUUGGGCAGAAUUGGCUAGAUUGACAGGCACGCCUUUCCAACGUUGCGCUGCCUUUUAUGAGUGUGUAGUUUUCUUCUACUUUUUACUGCAAGCCAGAACUGGAAGUAAUAACGUCACAUAUUGUUUUUCUCUCCAGCGCAAUCACGGUGGUGUUAUUUGGUGCUUAACUGUUGCAGACAGCGGGAGGGAAUACCUGUGUCGGGUAAUGGAAUAAUUAAAGCGGAUUUACAUUAGUUUUUUCGGUGCUUUGGAAAAUAGCACAAACAACUUCUCUAAAAGUAAGUGAAGCGUGCGCAUCAGAAUGGCGAGUCCUCCAACGAGUGGAGGACAGAUGUUGUCUAAUGUGACCAAUAACAGUAAUAACAUUAAGAAAUGUGGAUAUCUAAAGAAACAGAAGCAUGGACACAGACGUUUUUUCGUGUUGAGAGAACCCAGCGAGAGCUUUCCUGCCCGGCUGGAAUACUACGAGAGCGAGAAGAAGUGGAAAAACAAGUCGGCUGCUAAAAGGGUGAUACUGCUGGACUCAUGUCUUUGCAUAAACAAGCGAGCUGACUCUAAGCACAAACACCUCAUCGCCUUUUACACCAAGGACGAAUACUUUGCAGUGGCAGCCGAAAACGAGCAGGAGCAGGAGAGCUGGUUUCGAGUGUUGUCGGAUAUGAUCGAAGAGGGGAAAGUCUAUGACAGCCCCACGUCUAAUUCCACCUCUCUUUUCUGUUUCGAGGAGGCGAAUUACGGUAUGAUCACGCCAACCACUGCCUUUCACAAGGAGGUAUGGCAAGUGAAUUUGAAGUCCAGAGGACUGGGUCAAACAAAACAUUUGAUAGGGGUGUUUAGGCUGUGUUUAUCCAGUCGGACUAUCAGCUUUGUGAAACUGAACUCGAAGGUUGCGGCUGUCAGUUUACAGCUCAUGAACAUCCGGAGAUGUGGCCACUCUGACAGCUUUUUCUUCAUCGAGGUUGGUAGGUCGGCUGUCACUGGCCCCGGUGAGCUCUGGAUGCAGGCUGACGACUCGGUGGUUGCGCAAAACAUCCACGAAACCAUCCUGGAGGCGAUGAAAGCCAUGAAAGAGCUGUCAGAAUUCAGACSUCGCAGUAAGAGUCAGUCGGCUAGAACCAACCCCAUUUCAGUGCCCACAAGACGCAACUUGAAUAAUCUUCCCCCAAGUCAGACAGGGUUGGUGAGGAGGUCGAGAACAAACMGCAUAGUGGCCACAUCCCCAAUGAGCAAGUUCACAUCUUGUCGGAUAAGAACUGCUAAUGGGGGGGAUGGCAGCAUGGUCAGGCCAGUGUCUAUGUCAAUAUCUAUGAGCGGGAGUCCCACCAGUCCCCUCUCCAACCGGAUCCCCCUAAGCCGGUCAAGUACGCUCUCCAGCGGACGCAUCUGCCGGAUACUGGAGUCCAGCCUCCAGCACAGCCGCUCCUUGCCCGUCUCCAACUCCCCCCCCUCAGUCUGCAGUUCCAUCUGCCUCUCUCCCAUGAGUGGGACCCUCCCCACCCCUGAUGCGGUCCACCGCYCCUUCAGCUGCAGCGCCUCCAUCUCAGGCUCCCUCAGUGACGCAAGCUUUAUGCUAUGCGACGAGUACAGCUCCAGCCCAGGCGACACCUCCAGGCUCCUACCCCUCACCAGGAGUGACACCCACGACUCCCUCUCCAGCACUCCCCCCUCCUGGGAGGCCAACGACCUGUGUGGCUACAUGAUUAUGGACAGGACGAAUGACCAACAGCGGGCGUGCCAGGAGGAGGACCUGACAUCGCAGAAGGCGUACAGGAAGAGGACAUACUCUCUCACCACACCACGCCAACACAGGGUGCCCGCUCAGCUGUCGUCUGCCUCGUUGGAUGAGUACACCCUAUUGUGGGCUGCCCACCACAACAACAGCGGGCACCACUCCAGAAACAGCUCCAUCUCCGCCUCCCCAAAGAGAGGCGAAUCCAACGGUAACCUAGGAGGGGACGAUGGCUAUAUGCCUAUGAUGACGGGUGUGGCAGCGCCGCCCGGGGGAAACGACAGCAAGGCAGACGCUUACAUGCCCAUGAGCCCCAUGUGUGUCUCGGCUCCCAAGCAGAUCAUCAACCCCGGGGCCCAAAUCCACCAGGACAGGGGCGGCUACCGGACCAACUCACCCAGCAGCGGAGGCUCCUUGGAGGACAGCGGCUACAUGAGGAUGUGGUGCAGCUCUAAGUCGUCCAUUGAAAGCCCUGACAGCCGCUCGACCUACAUGAACAUGUCCCCUAGCAACGCUGCUUACACCACCUCGCAGACCUCCCCGGACUACUUCCUGGAGCAGCUUCUGGGKGGUGAGCCUUCCAUCUACUCCRCAGACUCCCUGCCGCGCCCCACCAAACUCCACCAGACUUCCAAGGAGGUGGGGGACACUAAUGACCAAUACGUCCUGAUGAGCCCCCAAGGCCAUCAGUCGCUAUGUGGGGAGUCAGACGACUACUACUCAGUGAUGACCAAUGCGGCCACGCUCAACUCCUCGGUGCCCUCAGCCAUCAGACAGAGCCGGGGAACUGAGAGCCUGACGUCCCACCGGGGGAGGAUGGGGCGACCCAACCGUCUGUCUCUCGACAGCUUUAGGAUCCUGCCCAGCAUGAACGAGCACCUCUUGCCCGGGGAACCUAGGAGCCCGGGCGAGUAUAUCAACAUAGACUUCAGUGAGAGCACCAAGUACUCCUCUCUGUCAGCAUCCAAUGAGAGCCAGGAGUCGUCUCCGGGCUCCAUCGGCAGCCAGCCGAGGUCACCUCUCUCCGACUACGUGAACCUGCACCACAUCGUCUCGCACUCACCCAAGGCCAGAGACACCCCUGCCGGACGGUUGGACACGGUCCCUGAGUUAUCCCUGUGCCCUUGUCUGGAUGGGGAGGGAGUGUACCAUCUCCGAUCGAAGAGGGAUUCCAAGUGCCCCCUGAGAGGCAAGGAUGAGUACACCGAGAUGACAUUUGGACUUGGAAUGGCCAACAUGCCUCCCCAGUUUGUCCCUCAGACCUCAGCAAGCCCCAGUGCCAGAGAGAAGAGGCUAUCCCUGGGUGAGCAGAGCCUCCCGGUGGGCAUUGGGGUAUUCCUCCUUGGCGCCGUCAACCCCGUGGAUCCUGACAAGGCCGCCAAGGUGAUCCGGGCCGACCCCCAUGGGCGCAGGCGGCACAGCUCCGAAACCUUCUCCUCUACGGCUACCGUCACCCCUGUGUUCCCCUCGUUCGCCCAUGGGAAUGCCAAACGCCACAGCUCGGUGGAGAACCUGUCGGUGCGGAGCAGCGAGGGCUCAGACGAGGAGAGUGACAGCCCCAUGAUUAGAGAGAACUCUGCGGGCUUCCAGAAUGGACUGAACUAUAUUGCCCUGAACCUAAUGGAGAACCGGGACAGGGACAUGGAGGGACCUUGUUGUGAAGACCUGCCCAUGGUCAGCUUUAAGCCGGCCACCAGCUGCAAGGGAGCCCUCCAUGGAUUACACGUCGCGCCGUAUGUCUGUUUGGGGUUCAAGAGGCGCAACCACUGUCAAAGACUGAACAGGACAGUGGAUGAUCCAAGCCCUCAUCAUCCAUGCUCUGAGAUGGACAGUCAUACAUUGGGGGUGGCCGAGACAACCUGCUGCUGUAAAUUAACUCGAGAAGUAAGGCUGUGCCUCAUGUGACCCAACAAACACCCCCACCAUGGCUAACUCCCUUGCCCAUAGACGGGAAUCCUAACACUGGUGCUGUCCCAGAGACUCUGUACUAAAAAGGAGAUGAGGCCAGAGGCUCCUGUAUAUGGGGGACCUCUGUAUGUGUCUAGAGGCUAUAUUUCUGGCUCUAUUUAUCUGUUUUGAAUUUUCCCUCUGGUUUUUGGUUUUGUCUCAUGGACUGUGAGUAGCCUGUCUGUUGACCCACAAGACAAGACAUGUAAGGCACAGUACAUGUACUUACACCCUCCUCAAAAUAUUAGUCAAUAMMCCCCCCAACACACACACACACACAGCACGCAUAUAUUAUUUAUUUACUUACAUGAGUAUGGAUGGGUCGAAGUGUGUGUGUGUAAAAACAGACACCAUGAUAGUUUCAGUAACACAUUCACUAGCAAACCAUUUAAAAUAAUCCAAUCCCUACCUCAGAAAGAGCAAGGCCGCAUACUGAGUAAUGUAUAGAUAUAUUUAGGUUGUAUUUAUUUUGUAAUGUUUCAUAAAGACCAACCCAAAGCCUUACUGUCUUUAAUGUGGUUGUAUUUGUAAGGCACAACAAAGACAAUCUGAUUUAUUCUUCUGAUAUUAAAGUAUUUUCUUAAUUCUAAUUUCAUGCUAUAUGAUACUAUUUAAGAGCAUUUAUUACUAGUUCCAGUUAUGAGGUGAGAAAUACAUAUUAAAGUACAUUAAUGUAGUAAGGAUGCAAAGAUGUUGGUCUGUGUACUUCCUAGUAGUAGUCAGAACUUAAACUAACCCAGGCAUUUACUGUAUUUGCAAUGCAUUACCCAUAAUCCCUAGCUGUAACCUGAUUACAUGAUAGAACAUCUCAAUGAUUUAGUUUUGGGGGUAGAACCACACGAUUUGGAGUCAUGGGGAUUGCCACAGUCACUGCUGGUGUAAGCACGAGGAGUACAUAGUGCCAGGGUCCUGUUCAUUAGGCACCAAACGGAUGAAAAUGAACUGAAACAAGGGAAGACUACUUGGACUACUUGGACUUAUAAAUGUUUGGUGCCCUAAUGAAUACUACCCAGUUUUCUCACACAUUUCUCACAACUCAUUAGAUUGUAACACACUAGCGACACAUCUGAAUGUAGUAGAGCACUUGAUGUAGUAGAAACGACAAUUGAAAAUUAAGUGGGAGGGGGAGACAUUUAUCAAACUGUAUUAUUUAAUAUGUACUACACUUAUGAAGUAUUUUCUCUGCAAAGGCUUUUUUGUGUAGAUUAUGUACAUAAGAGUUUAUCUGAAAUAGGAUGUGGAUAGUGAAGAUAAAUUUAGUCAUGUUGCAAUGAAAUUACUAAACAAUGUAAAGAAAAUAUUUUUGAAAAUGAUAUGUUUUUGGAUUGCAAUGUAUGCCUUUACCCCCUCACAUUUACUUGUGAAUAAGUCUAUAAUAUUUAAAAAGAGAAUUACCUUCGGUAUAUUAAUUAUCUUUGCCUUGUUGACAACACUUUACCCAUAUGGCAUAUUCAAUAGUGAAACACAUUAACUUAGUUUGUAACCAAAUGUACACAUUGUGUUGAUAUAUAUUUUAAGUUUUUGAAGAAAGGAAACUAUUUUGCUCUUUGUAUAUCUCUUUACCUACUUUUGAUGCUUUUUUUGUCACUGGAAACAUAUAGUGUAUAUAUAUUCAACAGUGCGCUCACUUUUAGUGUAUAUCUACUGUUUCUUACUCGAAGAUUGAAGUGUGAACUAUAUUGAGAUAGCACAGAUUGAACAUGUCUUCCAUUGUACAUACUUCAUAAAAACUGAUUGUGAUGCUCUAAA